Messenger RNA from Fibroporia radiculosa, 1164 nucleotides. RefSeq lists its product as uncharacterized. NCBI's taxonomy places the organism in Eukaryota, Fungi, Basidiomycota, Agaricomycetes, Polyporales, Fibroporiaceae. The coding region runs from base 1 to 1164 and encodes 387 amino acids. The record is from RefSeq and is a predicted model, not a curated record. The transcript has 3 exons.
AUGAUCGUGCUCCUGAGUGAGCUCAAGCGCGAGUGGCAGUGGGCUUUGCACACUGAUAUUAUUGUUCCUGACGUCGCUACGAUCGUGCGACUGGCAUCGACGAGCAAGUCCAUCUUCGAUAUCACCACUGCCCUCCGAAGGUGCAAAGAAGAGCCAUUGAGAGCAGCAGAUCUAGGAGCGCUGAUGAACAUCACGCAUCUGUUUAAAUCCACAGACCCACGCGAUAAGAUAUAUGCUCUCCCCGGUCUUACGGACGCCCAUACCCUAACGCACAUUCAGCCAGACUACCGCAAAUCCGUAGCCGAUGUAUACCGCGGUACAUUCACCUAUCUCUACGCACGACACGGCGACCUGAGAGAUUUCUCGUGGAUCACAGUGAAUAAUCCAGACCUAUGGGCUGAUAAUGUCGAUUCUGUCGAGAAUGGUGAAAGCAAGGCCAGGAAGCCUCGGAAGAUAUACUCCACGGGAGACCCAGUUCUCGCAGGCCCACCCUCUAUUGUGAAAGUCAGGUUCUCGGACGACAAGAUGACUCCUCCUGGCGUUCAAGUUGAUACGACCAUGCAAAUCGACACGGACUUGAUGGUUUAUUAUUUGAACGAGUAUUCCAAAAACUAUGAUAGAAUGCCAAUUGUCCCGCAAAUUGUUCAGAAACUUCGAGCAGAGGCCGAAGCCAGUGCGAGUGCAGACGGAGGAGGUACGGACGCUGACCUUGAGCCCUACAUCAUCCGUGGAAGACCCGAGUCUCGUUCCGCAUUCUACAGAGUUCUCCUCUCAGACUGCCAAAUGCCGUUCAUUGACCCCCAUUCUGUCUCAUUUCUUCGUCUGCCAAAAUUUGAACCGGUAUUUUUGCCUGUACGCAUCCCACCAACGUCAGCCGAGGAGGUCGAUACCCUCUUACGCUCCAUGCCGGAAGUACAGAGCUUGUUCCAUGGUCUGUAUCUUGCUGUGACGACCAAGGAGCAUGUAGGGAUCUUUCCGCGCAUGGCGGACAUUGGAGAUUGGACGUGUGUGCUUGUGGGUGGGGAAAUGCCUUUUGUGUUGCGACAGAUGGAGGAUGGCCACUUUAGAAUGAUUGGAGAGUGUUUUCUGCAUGGAAUUAUGGAUGGUGAAGUCAGGGCAAAGGUAAGAAGGAAAGAAGUGCUUCAAGAUAUCGUUGUGCGAUGA